GCCUGCGAGCGGAACCUGCACGAUCGCAGCGGCAGCCAGAAUCUGUACAACAGCCGCAACCAGAAUCUGGGCAACAACCAGAAGCAGGGACGCAGUCACAAUCUGAACCAGAGCUACAGCCUGGACCUAGGCGACAGCUACAAACGGGGUCUGAGCUACAGCCGGAGCCAGAGCCUGUGGUCUUCACGGACACCUCCCAGAGUUGCACAGUCACCGAGUUGCGCAGAAAAGGCGACAACGUUGCCCUUCUACGUGGACGGAGACAAGGCCGCCGACAGAGCCAUCAGCUUCAUCAUGAACAAGCGCACUCGCGCCUACACAAUCAGCCAGGCAUUCGACUACGAUGGAGACGUGGUGGAGGGCGACGAAUGCGGCGACACCACCCGAGUCACGAUCGAAUAG
Molecule: messenger RNA, 402 nt
Organism: Prorocentrum cordatum
Lineage: Eukaryota; Dinophyceae; Prorocentrales; Prorocentraceae
Source: the annotation of a GenBank genome assembly